AUGCCGUGGCCGCGGGCGGAGCUGUCUGGGCGGCUCCGGUACCGGGGCGGCUCCCGCGGGCCCCGCUUCAGCCUCCUGCACCUGAAACUCACCGACCCGGCGCUGCGGGCGCUGCGGGAUUGUCAGCGGCUGCAGGGCUCAGCCCAGCCUAUCAUCGCCUUCCAAGGGAGCCAGGGGUACAUCAAGAUCCCCUGUGGCCUGGGCAGCGUUGAGGACGGAGCUCGCCUCUUCACCUUCUACCUGUCCCGCUACAGCAAGGACAAGCCGCAGGCCAGCUUCGACUGCAUCCGGCAGUACGUCUCCAGGUUGGGUGAGAACCAGCUGGACUGUGUGGGCAGUAUCCAGGAGAAAAUCACCGUCUGUGCCACCGAUGACUCGUACCAGCUGACGCGGGAGCGUGUGUCCCAGGCAGAGAAGGAGGUGUGGAGCAGAGCUGCUAUCGAGAUCAAGCCAGCAGCCUCAGGCCAUGGUAAAUGUGUCACCAUCCCAAAGAAGCUGGGCAUGAGCCCCUCAUUGGGGAAGUGCCCCACUCCAGGGGGCAGGAAAGGUAGCCCCAUGGGGCCAGAUCACAGGGUUCUUGUGAAAUGCCUAGUGCAGCUUCUGGCUCUGCGGCCCCACUGCGAACAUGAGCUCCUGGAGCGGCUGGACAAGGUGCAGAUCUGCCCAAGGGACAGGGCCCAGCUGCUGCCCGUGCUGGAGGAGGUGGGGCAGCUCAGUCCCCGGGAGAGCAGCUACCGUCUGAAGAAGGAGCUCUUCGGGCAGGUGCAGGAGGAUUGGCUGGGCUACACGGCCGAGGAGCAGCAACAAGUCAGGCAGCUCCUGCGCAGGAAACAGGACCACGGAGCUGUGGCCAGGCCCUUCUUGGUGCCUCUGGAGUGCCCGUCUUGCCAAGGGGCCAGCAGAAGGCCCUUGGGCGUAAAGCGACUGGCACUGCUGGAUGCCUUGGACCCACAAGGGCUGAAGAAACCAUGUGCCCAAGGGCACCCCCGCAGCUCUCUGGGGUCCCACCACAGUCUGCAGGAGCCUGGCCUGGAGCAUCAGAGAGCCCACAGCCAGCAGCAGCCAUGCCAGCUUCCCAGGCCCAGCGCGGAGCUGCUGAGCUCAGAGGAGGAGCUGAGCGACGGGGAGGGAGGUGAUGACUGGGAAGAGGGAGCUCUGCGCCUGGAGCAGCACCUUUCUGCCCUGCAAGACAGCAGCUCCCGGGUAAGCCCCCCGGCCUCCUUCGCUGAGCUCCCAGAUUACUGCCGGAAAUACAGAGCCAUCUGUUCAGUGGAGCAGCAUCACGCCUAUAUGGAGGCGUUCAGUGCGGAUUACGCAGAGUACCGGCGCCUCCACACCAGGAUCGGGACUGUGAGCAGGACAUUCAUGCAGCUGGGAGCCAAAAUCAAAACGCUGCCGCGCGGGACGCAGGAGCACAAGGCAGUAGAAGACAGAAUCUUACAGGAAUACCGGAGGUUUAAGCAGACCUACCCCAGCUACAGGAAGGAGAAGGACCGCUGCGAGUAUCUUCACCAAAAGCUGUCCCACAUCAAGGGCCUCAUCCUAGAGUUUGAGAAGACAGGGGCUGCCUAGAGGAGCCUCCGGUGCUCUGAGCCUGCAGCCUUCCCGCUGCAGGGAGCCGGGCCCUGCCUGUUCUCCUUUCCCUUCAGGGCGGGGAAGGUUAGCGAACUGUCCUGUAGUAGUACAGUAGUUGCAGUGCCCCAGCCGGGUGUCGGGGAGGGUUGCAGGACAGGGCAUGUGGCUGCCACAAAGCACAGAGUGGGUGAUGGUCUUAGUGAAUUGUUCCCGGUGAGCUGCUGUCUUACCUGUCCCAGCUCCCAAGGGCAUCCAGGGCUAGUGGUGCAGCUCCAGGUCAGGAUGAGUGCCUGUGAACUGUUCAGGGGGCCAGCCUGUACCCCAGAGCUCUGCUCAUUCAGGGCAGGAUCCCUAGCUUAAGGCUUGUCACAGCCAGCGUGGCUCAGCCUAACUCGUGAUAGGUGCAGCCUACGCUGCCUGCUGGAGAAGGCGGCUUUUGCCAUCAAGUGGGACCUGCCACCUUCCUUCACUGGCUCCCUCCCCCCUAGGAGCUGAGAGCAUGGCAGAGCCUUGCCCACCAGGGACAAUCUCAAUGACUAGUGCUAAGGGCACCAUGCCCCAGGGCUACAGGAGGAAAGGGGUCAGUCUGUGCUGGGGGCUGAUGACUGACGUGCUGGAGCAGUGUGUGGUAGCAGGAGUUGAGGGGACAGGGAAGUGCCCCACAUUCCUUGGCUGUGCACCCUAACUAUCCCUCUGUGCUGUCAUCAGAACUGGCUUGGGACCCUGCUGACGUCCCUUGGAACUGCAAGGGAGGGGAGGUGGGAGAGACGACAAUGGUUGCUUACGGUCCCUUUGUGCCACAGUGUGGGCCCUGGGACUUCUGCCUUGUUCCUGGUUUAUGGCCCUGGGUUAAACAGUUCAUUGUACAAUGUGUGGCUAUGGCAUUCCUCUCCCCCCCCCCCCCCCAGCACCUGUCAGCUCUUCCUGCUUUGAAAGUAACUAGCCUGACCCCACCCAGCAGGAGAAACUGAUGUGUUAGGGCUUGGCUGGGGGACUGUAAGUGAUGCUGCAACCCUUUGCCUUGAUUACCAGCUGGCCUCAGGGGAGGGGAAGGGCCCUCAUGUACAGGCUCUGCUGCCUUGUCCAAGGAAGCUUUUACAGCACCAUGGGGCUGUGAUGAGGGUUACUAGGUGCUAGAUGUAAUGCAAUUACUGAGCCACUUAGCAGCCAAACUGCCCCUCUGCCAGGGAAGGGCUCAGUGGGGGCCAGCUGAAGGAUGUACCUAGCUUGAGCAAAUAGGAGCAUUCAGACAAAUGCUCUGUGGGCACUGCGUUGCCAGGGGCUAGGUGGGUAAUGGCUGUUUACAGCUGACAGGCAUUAGCCCCCACAAGGCUCACCAAUUCCACAACAGCUCAUUCCCUGGGGUUGUGCCCCCUCCCAGUCAAGGGGGUAGGCAGCUGUCCCUCCCCCCACCUGUAGUCAGGGCUGUGGUUCAGUCUCUGCUAGGGGGCUACAGCAGGAGCCCAGAGGGAAAUGCUCAAUCAAAACUGCCUGACCCCUGCCCAGCAAAGACAGGGUAGCAUGUGCUUUCCCAGCAGUGAUUUAGACCUACACUGGUGCUGGGCUGGAGGAAAAGCUAUGGUACAGCAAAGCCAGGAUGGGGGGAGGACCUUGUAAAUGCUGUUGUGCUCCAGUAAUAAAGGUGUAGACAGCU
Gopherus evgoodei (Goodes thornscrub tortoise) is the source of this 3229-nucleotide messenger RNA. It is a transcript of the gene ELL3, whose product is annotated as elongation factor for RNA polymerase II 3. Lineage: Eukaryota; Metazoa; Chordata; Testudines; Testudinidae. Gene Ontology annotation, cellular component: transcription elongation factor complex. Gene Ontology annotation, molecular function: cis-regulatory region sequence-specific DNA binding. The record is from RefSeq and is a predicted model, not a curated record. Gene Ontology annotation, biological process: transcription elongation by RNA polymerase II; positive regulation of transcription elongation by RNA polymerase II; snRNA transcription by RNA polymerase II. Bases 1 to 1572 code for a protein of 523 amino acids. The transcript is spliced from 12 exons.